CACACAAAGCACAUCACAUCAAACCAAGAUCUUCCAAAAAAAAAGAAGAAAAAAAAAUGGUUUUCACAGACAAUGACAGUGCAAACACAAGUGAAAUAUACAAAGCUCAAAUGCACGUGAACAAAUAUCUCCUCGGCUUCCAAAGCUGCAUGGCGGUGAAGUAUGCGACGGAGCUAGGCAUCGCCGACGCAAUCCACCGCCACGGAAAACCUAUCACUCUCUCCGACUUGGCCGCAGCGCUGAAUCUUCCCCCUUCAAAAGUUGGUGUUCUCCAUCGCUUCAUGCGCCUUCUGUCACACAAUGGCUUCUUCACCAAAACACCUUCACAGAACUCUGAAGAAGAAGAAGAAACAUAUUCUCUGACUCUUGCAUCAAAGUUUCUGGUCAGAAGCAACUCCUUCUGCUUAGCACCUAAUGCGGAAGUGGCGUAUCAUCCCAGUUUGUUCAACAUGUGGAACUCCUCCAACAAGGAAGUGCUUACAGAGGAUACUCAGGUUCCGUUGUUCCAGAGCGUGACCGGAGAGACUUACUUUAACUUCAUCAACAAUGAUUCUCAGUUUCUGAACGUAUUUCAGAAGGCUGUGGCCGCUGAUUCUGAAAUGAUCAAACUGGGUCUGCAACAAUGCAAGCACGUGUUUGAAGGAUUGGAUUCUCUUAUCGAUGUGGGAGGUGGCACUGGUGCUGUCUCCAGGGUCAUACUCGAAGCCUUUCCUCACUUGAAAUGCACAGUCCUUGACCAACCACAAGUUGUGGCUAAUUUGGAAACAACCCAAAAUCUCAGUUUUGUUGGUGGUGAUAUGUUUCAAUCAAUUCCUUCCGCUGAUGCAGUUUUACUCAAGUGGGUUCUGCAUAAUUGGGAUGAUGAGCAUUCUAUAAAGAUAUUGAAGAAGUGCAAAGAAGCGAUUUCUGGGAAAGGGAAGGAGGGAAAGGUGAUAAUCAUAGACGUGGUGAUUGAUGAAGCAGGUGAUGAUCGAGAUGUGACUGAGUUGAAACUGAACUUUGACUUGGCGAUGUUGACUCUCUUGAAUGGAAAAGAAAGAGAAAAGAAAGAAUGGGAGAAACUUAUACACCGUGCUGGCUUCACCAGCUGCAAGUUUAGUCCAGCGUUUGGCUUCAAAUCUAUCAUAGAAGUUUAUCCUUGAUAUUUGUUUUAAACUGUUUUAAUUAAUGUGGGCUACCAUUUCAAUAAUAAGUUUCUGCUUCAGGCAUAUUAAUAAGA
Molecule: messenger RNA, 1219 nt
Organism: Vigna unguiculata (cowpea)
Lineage: Eukaryota; Viridiplantae; Streptophyta; Magnoliopsida; Fabales; Fabaceae
Product: isoflavone 4'-O-methyltransferase-like
Molecular function (GO): protein dimerization activity; O-methyltransferase activity
Source: RefSeq, a predicted model, not a curated record